UAAAUUUUUAAUGGCAAAUUUUAAGUACAAAAAAAACACAUACAUAAUUGAACAGCAUAAAAAUUCAGCAUGAUAAAUACAAUGUCUAAAAAUGUCUAAUUCUAAUGAGACAAUUUUUACUUCCAUAGACUACGUCCAAUGACUGGGCAGCAUAAACUAAUCUUGAUAUUCCCUCAGCCUUUGAAAGCACAUUAUUUCGUUCAGAGAAAAGCAGUUUUAUGCUGCUGACGUCAGUCUUCUGGGCGUGUCAGAGUGUGAAGGGGCGAGGUUGGGUGGCUUCCAUCAGACAUCAGGGGUCACUGUGUGCAGAGCUGCAGGAGAAGCCUCUGCAGGCGGGAUGUGAUCCUUCCCUCUGUGGUUUAUCCAGAUUUUUCCACCCAAGGGUAAAAGGAUCCACUAGGACAGCAGUCUGAUCCCGCUGUCCUGUUAAAUCACUAGAUGGUCCGGGCUGUCUCUUGGUCUGAUUGGAUUUAUGCAUCGAGUUCACCCAGCCAGGUGAGUGUCAGUGGGUAUUCCCACACACCACCGAUGCUACGGAGAGCAGACAGAGCUACAGCCGGAGGACAUGCCGUUGUUCGCAGCCUCUAGGCGGGACGGAGACGGCCGGUGCGGCCGACACAGAGCACCGUUGGAUGGGGAACGGCUGCGCUCCGUUCGGGAGCGGCUGGAACUCAUCGUGUCGGUGCUCGCAGAGCUGGAGUACCUGCGGCGUCGACAGGAACUGCUGGUCCUGAGCGCACUGAAGGAGGAGGCGAGGGAGAUGCGGAGCGCUGCUCAACUGAACUGUGAGGAGAACAUCCUGGUGCUGAGGAAACAACUGAGCUGUCUGAGAAGGGAUGCUGGUGUCUUCGGCGAGUUACAUGACUUGGACCAACAGAUUAAUGACCUCCGAUUGGACACCGAGGUGUCACAAGACCAGCUGGAGACAGACAGCCGAGCAAGCUCAGGUUUCUAUGAGCUAAGUGACGGGACCUCUGGCUCACUCUCCAACUCGUCUCACUCAGUCUUCAGUGAGUGCUUCUGUUCAACAACUGAGGCUGAAGGGUACUUCCUGUCCACAGAUGAGCUGGUCGGCUGUUUGGAGUAUGACGUACUGGCUGGAGGACUUUGUGAUGAUUCAGGUUCCUUUGGUGCUGUUUGCCACUCACUUUCAGUUCCUUACCAGGCUUCUCUGGAGGCUACAUCUUUGGUUCCCACUGAGUGCCCAUCUAAAAAUUUCUGCCAUCUUUUUACCCGAAAUGUCAGUGACAUUUACUGCCACCGAAGCCCAUUACACGCUGCAGCCACUAAAGGCUCUGGUUUUCUGCAGAUGUCUGUUGAUGGAGGUCAUUGCAGAGAUGAAGCUGGUGCUGAAUAUCUCAAAACACAAACCUCCUCUACACCCAGUUCUUUUUCAGGGUCUCUUGGAGCUCAAAGCUCCACCUUCCAACCUCAUUCCAGUAAGCACCCAGAGAAGUACAUUUUUGGUCUGCUGCAGCGAAGGGUACUGCCCAUGAGGGCCAACAGGCCCAGGACGAGCAUCAGCACGGAUCCUCUAAAGAGCAUUGUGCGCCAGCCGAGUCUCUUUUUGAGACAAGUAUUUGGUCCCAGUUCUGGUGUAGGAACAUUAAAAGGGUCUGAAGUAAAAUCUCUGUUCCCUGCUGAAGAAACAUCGGCAGAAUUUUUAUCUUCUCAGAGACAAUGUUCUAUAGAAAGCAAAAAUAAGGAAGAGAUAAGCAAUUGGAGAGUUUUGUCUGAUGAUACUGAUACCAUGCAAUUUAGCUCUAAGAUCAACAAGGGUGACUCCAACUCUCCUGCUGGUCAUAACAUGCAGAACAUUUGUUCUCUUACCAGUAGGGUCAAGAACACCAGCACUAAGAGAGUCAUUAGUGAGACAAGCAACAGGUCUCUUUCUCUCCCAGGUGCCUCUGUCCCAAUUCUUCUCAAAGACAUCAUAGAUCAGAGAAGUCCUGAAGUUAAUUAUUCACACAAAGAGACAUGUCAGCUCUUGAUCAGUGGGGCCACUGAUCAAGAGCAGAUCCUCAAAUCAGCUCUAACUGCUAAAACUCAGACUGGUGCUUCCAAGAAGAUCUCCAAGCCUUGUCAGAGUUGCCCAUCAGAGAAUAAUAACUGGGAGCUGGCACACUCCAGGUCAAAGCCCUUUGCUCAGAAUUUGAAGGAAGGAGAAGGAGUAGAAGGACAGAGUCAUGUGGGUAAUGGCAUCCCUGCCAAGCAACACAACCGUAAACAUCGCAAAGGUAACAGCAGGCAUGUUAAAAUUACCAAAGUGAAGAGCACCAUUAGGACAAGCACAAUGUUGGAUUCUGAACAUAAUGAAGUGCCUUCAGAAAAAAGAGCUGAUAAGUUCUACAAUAACUCUAGCUCUGACAGGUUUCUUGAAGUAGAACAUGGAAGCUCCAUCCAGGUCAAGGUCUCUAACAAAAGUACUUUAUCAGGCAUGAAAAGCAUCUCUGCAUCCACUUUGAUUACUGGAGUCCCAGGCAAGCAUCGAAGGUCUACACCAAUCAGUGUGAGAUCAGGAGUAUUAAAGCCCAAUCAAUAUGGAAACUACCAUUCUCAUCACCAUCAUGGACGUGAACAGGUCGUUGUGGUUACCAAGCCAAAGUACAAACAGAAAGAUUACCGGCCCCUGUGUGCCAUCAUGGAGGUGCCAUAUGGCGGUGCUAACCAGCUCAUCCGACGCCGGCAGAGAAAGAAGGUACUUAGAAACUUUUCAACCAAAAUGUACCCCACAUCUGGGAGGCAGCAAAGUAGCCCAUACUCCAAUGUUGCAGGAAGUGACUCAGAAUAUUCAGCCGAGUGUGUCUCACUUUUUCACUCCACAAUUUUGGACACCAGCGAGGAUGACAGGUCCAACUACACCACAAAUUGCUUUGGGGAUAGUGAGUCUAGUGAGGAGGAAUAUGUAGAGGAGAACACCACCACCACUGACACUGAGGAGAGUGUGGGAGGUUUACCUGGGGGAGGUGGGGCAGGCAGGUGUAAGGGGCAGCUGAGAACAGCUCAGGUCACAGUGGGGAAGCUGGAAAUAGAUCCAGCUCAGACUAAGGCCUUCGUCAAGAUUAAGGCAUCUUACAACCUGAAGAAGAAGAUCCUCAGGUUCAGGUCGGGUUCACUCAAACUCAUGACCACAGUAUGAUCUCCCAGACUGAUACAGAACCAUAUAUGUUUGUUGCUUUAAGCAGUUACUUGUGCCUGAAACAAACCAAGUAAUUGAACAAAUUGUGGCAGGAUGGGAGCUGUAAUAUACGGCACAUGCUAAGGUUUGGAAAGCAGAGUUUCUACAACUGACAUGUUUAUCACCUCAAGCCUUUUCAGACUAAUGGAAACCAAUCCUCCAUCUUUGUGUAGGUGGUCUGAUGAAAGAAAAACUGUUCGGAUGAAACCUUCUUUCUGGACUUCUUCAUAAACAACUCAACUGGCAGACCUAAAUAAUAAAUUUAAGAUUCUGAAUUUACAUUGUUUCACAGUCAACAUUUUACCAGAUGGUAAGUACCUGAAAGAAGGCAUUUAAGCCUCUUUGUAAGUAAAUUGGCAGCAUGCUUAGUCUUGUCAAUUUGGAAGAGCCAAUUUUUCCCAAGCUUUAAGAUAUUUGCUGCCCUGAGAUCUUCCUCAAUUAUUUCCACAUAAUCUUCUUUCCUUGUGAUGCCAUCUAUAUUGAGAAGUACAGCAAUCCCUUCUGCAGCACCACACCACCACAAUAUGAUGCUCCCACUCCCAUACAUCACAGUUGGGCUGGUGUUUUCAGGCUUGCAAGCUUCCACCUUUUCCUCUAAAUGUUACAAUUUUCUUUGUGGCCGAACACUAUAGUUUUAGUUUCAUCAGACUAAAGGACAUCUCACCACAAAUCAAGGUCUUUGUCUCUGAGUGCAUUUACAACCUGUAAUCUGUUUUUCAUGUUGCUUUUGGAGUAAUGGCCUCUUCUUCUCUGAGUGGCCUUUCACUCCAUGUUGGUACAGGACUCGUUUCAUUGUGGAUAAUGACACCCUCAGCAGCAUGAUCAGCUUCAGCAGCAUCUUGACAAGGUCUUCUGGGGAUGAUACACUCAUUGCACACAAACAAAGUUCUCUCUGGGACACAAAACCCAUGUCGUUCAUUAAAGGCGUGGUAGUUGGGACAUCUCCAUGCUGUUUAUAUUUGCAAAUAUUUAUUUCAACAGUGAUACCUUCAGCCAUCUGAAAAUUUGACUCAAGAAUAAACCAGACUAGCGGAGAUCCACAAUUCUCUUCCUGAUAUUUGGCUGAGUUCUUUUUGAUUUUUCCAUGAUGUAAGUCAAGCAGUAUGUUAGAGGUGUUGGCUUAGAAUGCCUGCACUUAACCUAAUUCAACAGAAGCUCACAAAGGCAUAUCAUCAUCUAGGCUAGGUAGUAAUUUUAGUCUUUGUAAGCUUCGAAAUAUGAAGAAAGUUUACAUAUUCUUUAACACUUCUCUUUUUUCUGACAUUUAGCAAACAGAAGUAAUUUAGUUAAUCCCAACAGACCUUUAAUGUCUUUUCAUACAGUGUGAAUAUCCGGUUUCAACUUGGGUAUUCAGAUAUGUUUAGGAUAAGACAAACUGUAUGAAAUAGGUUUUUUUCAUGUGGAUCAAAUGUUAUGACUGAAGAGGAAUUUGGUUUAGAAAGUUCACAAGGUUUGGGAUCAGUUGUUUGUGAAAAUGAUUAUUAUUUUCUCUAGAAUCAUUCAUCUUCAGAACAAAGCUAUUGGAUCCUGACCAUCCUACCUAACACUGGGCCUGUUAAACCUCUGAGGGAUCCUGGAGCACAAAAUGUAGAAAUCUUUGCAAUAAAAAACAUGCUGGAUAACAGAACAUGCUAUGAUAGACAGCAGUGGCUGCACAGAUAGAUGAUUUCCAAUGCAUGGAAACAGUUUGUAAAUGAACUGAAUUUAUGUAGCAGUUCUCUAAUCAUAGUGAACACUCAAAGUGCUUCACACUCGAGCUCCAUUCAACUAGUUGCACUCAUGUUCAUACAUACGCAGUUCAGUAGGCAAAUUGGGGUAAGUCCCUUGCCCAGGGGCACAUUGAUGUGUGGCAGGAGGAAGCUGGGUUUAAACCAACAACUGAUUGCAAGAAAACUAUCAACUGGUCAACAUUUGCUUGCUUGAUAUGGAACUUGAGGUCUGCUAAGAAGAAACCUUUGAAUCCUAACAGUGGAUAGAUGUUCUUCUAGUGAGAACAAGGAUGAAUAUGUAAGAAAAUAACAUUAUGAUCAACAGGCAUAUUUGUCAAAUUGUUGAGAUGAUAGUAAUGGCAAUUAAUCAUUUCCUGACAAAUAGUCAUACUGUUCAGAAAGAAAGGAUCAAAUACCAUAUAUUUUAUUCCUUAGUAGCUAAAAUUUGGCUUAUAAGGGAUUUGUGUGCACAUGUCUAAAAGAUGUCCUCCUAUCUGACAGCAUCCGCUCAAAGUGUUCUGCUGCUGUUGUUGUCUAAUCUCCCAUAGCAACCUACUGCAAUGUAAGAUGAGCUGGAAAAUGGUGAUACAUGCCUUUAAAGGCAUUGGCAAAAGAAGGUGGAAUCACUGCUCUUGGAGAAUGUUCAAACAGUAUUUUUACAUUGUAACAAAAAGGAAAAACUCACAAAACCACAUCAAACCUGGACAUCUGUUUUCAGGACAAGUAGAAGAAAAAUAAAUUCAAUUAUUUUAUGUUGAGGUAGAAAAUGGUCCCAAAGUGGUCCUAAAAAAAGAUCUGUGAGCUGAAAAAUGAAGAGAAUUCAAAAACUUCUUCAAGAAUGUCAAUCAGCAUGUAGUGUGGCAACAGAUCUGGGUUGUUCCAAGUCAGCUGAGUCCAACGUGUGGAGGAAGUACAAACAGAAAGCUGAAGUAAAAAAAAAAAAACAUUGGUCGUUAAAGGAAGAAAUUGAGAUAUCAGGAAGGGAAGCUCUACUUAAUAUGUCUUGGAAAUGGAAAACGGCCAGCUAAAGAAAUAUCAGACCAAUGGGCUGAAAUGGGACUGGCAUCCAGAAUCAGCAUCACCAUUAACAGUUAAACAGAAGAAAACAAGGUUCUAGUCAUGGAUGGAUGAAGAUAAUUGCAGAUGACUAGAUGGAAGUGGGAUUCAUUAAACAUAUCAAAUGACUACCUGGGGUGCGGCUCGUGGCACAGCAGUAGAGCAUGCAACCCACGUAUGGAGGCCUUAGUCCUUGAUGUGGUUGUCCUGGGUUUGAAACCCACCCUAGUGAUGUUUGCCACAUGUCUUCUGCCUCCCUUCACUCCAUUUGCUGUCUGCCUACCUUCAGAAAAAAAUAAAAGCCAAUAGUGCUACGAAAAAAAAUAUUUUAAAAAAGAUGACAUUCUGUCAGUCCAAACAAGGUUUUCUGAUCAAGGCAUGUGUCAGGAUGAUAAUGGAUUUUCCUCUGAGCAAAGAGUGCUCAAAUUUUUCUUCAGUCAAGACAGAUCAAUUCACUGACGUUGCCAGCAACCAGACCCGAUCUCAGUCCAACUGUAAAUGUAUGUUAGAAAAAGAACAGAAUGGUGCAGGGCAAGGUCCCUUCCUCGCAGCUGGUCUUUCAGCUGCUAAAGAGAGGGUGGAACCAGACAGAGAAUGUUGGAUUUAAUUUGAGAAGUCCAAGGCUGCCAUGCUUUCUACAUGGAGUUUGUAUGUUCUCCCCGUGCAUACCCGGCUUCUUUCCAGAUCCUCCGGCUUCUAUCCACAGUUCAAAAACAGACUGUUUGAUUAAUUGGGCUUUCUUAAUUAUCCUUAGGUCAUGGAUGGAUGUAUUGAUGUAGGGAUUCCAUAUUUUCUUCCUCCAGUUGAUCUGAAAAAAAAAAAAGAUGUGCAAUUAACCUUAUUUAGAUGUGUUUUCCAGAAGUAGAAUAUCAGCUUUUAAUAUUUUUGUCAUUGUCAAUAAAACUAAUUGACUUAAAAUCCUCCUAGACUGAUUCCAGAUGUUUGCGAGGUGUUGUGGAAUGUUGACUAGGUGGCAGUACGCCUAAUGGGUUGUGUUUCUGAGAUGGUGCAUUACAGGAGCACUGCAAGAAACAUUUCCUCUGUGCAGCUCAUACUUUCGGCCAAGCCAGAUAACUAAAUGUUUGCUGUAUCUGUGGGGUGGUGGACAGAAGCUGACAUAUUGUAACUAAAACAGUAACCUUAUUUUGACCUUCAACAGGUAGAUCAUUUUUGGCUUCAGGAGUAGUGAGAUCCAUUUAAACACAAUUUCUUCAGUUUUUGUGUUUUCUUGUCUCAAAGCUUUGUGAUAUAAAAUGAAAAUGUUCUGCAGUGUUACAAGCUCUCCUUAAAGAUUAUUGGGCUUUUUGAAAGCCACACAGUUUGGGAGAAAAGAAAUGUCUUAGUUUCAUUUUGAUAGCAUUUUAUUUCCUUAAAAAGUUACCUCUGCACAUGCAUUAGUUGCAUUUGGCUCGAGGUGUGAGGCCUAGUUGUGUAAAAGCAAUGUUUUUAUAUCUUGCACUUUGAAACAAGCCAUCAGUGGACAGGACAUGCUGUUAACAUGUUUGCUUAUAGCCUUUUUUAUGUUCUUUAGUCUCUGAAUGUUUCUGUUCAGCUCAUGUUUAUUCUGUAAAUUAAUUAUUUUUAAGUGAUGCUGUUCUAAGAUGUUUUUAAAGCUAUUUACACCUAAUAUAUUAACUGUACAAAAGACAGUGUUGACUGAAAGCCAUUAAAAUGUAAAGACCAGAUGGACAUUUGUUUCACCGUUUUUUACUGCAACUUACGCUGAAAUGACAAACGAUGUGAAUGUCUCAGGAGAGUUUCCACUUAUUGUGAUGACUGAGGUCAGUUCUUACUCUUAUGAGUAAGGUACCACGUCUUUGCCUUCAGAACAGCUCUAGUUUUGGACGUUAGAUGUGAAAUGGCGCUACAUACAACCCCAGCUCCAAUGAGCUGGGACGUUGUGUAAAACGUAAAUAAAAACAGAAUGCAAUGAUUUGCUAACCCUGCAAAUUUUUGGAACGUGUUACAAGCAUCAAAUUUAAAAUGAGUGAAUAUUUGCACAAAAAAAAACAAAAAAGUUUAUCAGUUGAAACAUUAAAAAUCUUGUCUUUGUAGCGAAUUCAAUUACAUAUUGGUUGAACAAGAUUUUCAAAUUAUUGUAUUCUGUUUUUAUGAUUUACACGUCCCAACUUCAUUAGAAAUGGGGUUGUAGACAGUGGGAUUAUGGCAAAAAGGGAAGUGCAGUGAAUGCAGUUGUUUGAUAUCACCAAAUUCUUUUGAAAAUUCCUUAAAUAUUGAAAGAUUUAAAACUGGCAAGUGCAAAAAAUAUUUCUAGUUUGAUGGUGGAUGAAGGGCUUAACAGGAAUAGUAUCAGGCCUCAUACAACCUUGGGCCGGCCCUGAACAAGAUUUAGAUUGAUCAUCUGGGUUUACAUGCCUUUUUUAAAAAGCCAGGACUGCUUUACUGAUGUCACACGCUGCCUUUCUGUAUAAAGUUUUCUUUGCUAUUUGUUCUGGUGUUCAUUUAAUAACCAAACUUGAUUGUACUGAUGAUUCUCCACCAACUUCAUGCCUCUGAUGUACCAGAUUUCCUCUGCUAAGCAUAACAGCUGGAGAAAUGAAUGACUGUUAUCAAUAGAUGUGUGUAUUUAAUGUACAUGUAUACCAGUAAUGGUGCUUGAUCCUUUAACUCUUAAUUAAAUGUGGAUUUCA
This is a messenger RNA of Girardinichthys multiradiatus, 8594 nucleotides long. RefSeq names its product dishevelled-binding antagonist of beta-catenin 1 (gene dact1). The record is from RefSeq and is a predicted model, not a curated record. NCBI's taxonomy places the organism in Eukaryota, Metazoa, Chordata, Actinopteri, Cyprinodontiformes, Goodeidae. The transcript has 4 exons. Gene Ontology annotation, biological process: regulation of Wnt signaling pathway, planar cell polarity pathway; negative regulation of canonical Wnt signaling pathway; negative regulation of JNK cascade. Gene Ontology annotation, cellular component: cytoplasm. Bases 566 to 3139 code for a protein of 857 amino acids.